AUGUCUUACAUUGUGUUUCCUUUGGUUCAGUCGCAAUACCUAGCAACCCCUCUAGCGAAAACGAACGGUCGGAUUGCUAUUGAAGGAUGCUGCCAUGGUGAGCUUGAUAACAUUUAUGGAACCAUCAAACUACUAGAACAACGAGAAAACUGCAAGAUAGAUCUAGUUUUGAUCUGUGGUGACUUUCAAGCCAUUCGCAAUACAAGUGAUAUGGAGUGUAUGUCAGUUCCUCCAAAAUUUAGAGAACUGGGUACAUUUUGGAAGUAUUAUUCAGGUCUAGCAAAAGCACCAUACCCCACUAUAUUUAUUGGCGGAAACCAUGAGGCCAGCAAUCACUUGUGGGAACUUUAUCAUGGAGGAUGGGUGUGUGAGAACAUCUAUUAUCUUGGACAUGCAGGUGUCAUAAACUACAAAGGUGUUCGCAUUGGAGGAAUCUCGGGUAUUUUCAAAUCAAAUGACUAUAGAAAAGGUCAUUAUGAGACUUCUCCAUAUACCCCUCAAACCAUCAAGAGUGUUUAUCAUGUUAGAGAUUACGAUGUACAGAAAGUAUUACAGAUCCAGAAACCAGUUGACAUCUUCCUUUCCCACGACUGGCCUAGAGGCAUUGAGCGUUUUGGAGAUGUUGGAGAGCUUUUGAGAGUCAAGACGUUCUUUAGAGAAGAAGCACGCACAAAUACACUCGGAAGUCCCGCGAACGAACAGAUCCUUACAAAGAUCCAACCUGCUUGGUGGUUUGCUGCUCAUCUGCAUGUUAAAUUUGCAGCAUUAGUCGAUCACGAGAACGAAUCACCAAAGAUCACGAAAUUCCUUAGUCUUGAUAAAUGUCUGCCACGUAGACAGUUUUUGCAAGUCAUAGAUGUACCCUCUGAUGAUUCUGCUCAUGGGUUCUCUUAUGAUCUAGAAUGGCUAGCGAUCACAAAAAGCAUGCAUCCUUAUCUCAGCGUUGAACGUCAAGAAUAUAGACUUCCUAGUAACGAAGACAUUCAAAUACGAUUGUCAAUUGUAACAUAUUAUCUGCCCAUCGUCGUGCAGACUAUUGGCCUGAACCUCUAGCUUUCAAACCUGAGCGCUGGCUUCCGGAUUAUGAGCACAAGCCCGCUCUUGAUGCCUAUCAUCCUUUCAGUUCAGGAUCGCGAAAUUGUAUAGGAAAAAGCUACGCAUUGAACGAGAUGCGCCACACUAUUGCAAUGAUUAUCAAAAAUUAUGAGAUCAAGCCAAUUCCUGAAGAGAUGGAGGCUUCCAAGAACAUAUGCGGCUUCUUAACAUUGACUGUAAGAUCCGGUAGUUUCAAGAUUCAGCUGAAGCCAAGAAGUGCAUAAUAAAAAAAGCACACUAUCAAUAAUUUAUUAUACCAUAUCAAAUAAUCAACUUUUAGUUUCAAUAAUAUUACUUCUUUUUCUUUUAUAUUUCUAGUUAAUUUAAUAAAGACCAUAUAUAUACAUCUU
Phycomyces blakesleeanus NRRL 1555(-) is the source of this 1445-nucleotide messenger RNA. RefSeq lists its product as hypothetical. Gene Ontology annotation, molecular function: RNA lariat debranching enzyme activity. The record is from RefSeq and is a predicted model, not a curated record. The transcript is spliced from 10 exons. NCBI's taxonomy places the organism in Eukaryota, Fungi, Mucoromycota, Mucoromycetes, Mucorales, Phycomycetaceae. Gene Ontology annotation, biological process: mRNA splicing, via spliceosome. Bases 1 to 1053 code for a protein of 350 amino acids. Gene Ontology annotation, cellular component: nucleus.